UAUAUACAUGUAUAAAAAGGCCAAAAUAAAGACAAACGUAUUUUAUUUUUACGUUUCGAUCUUCUCUCGUUUCAGUUACAAUUACCUCGUACUGCCUGGUGCAUCUCUCCUGGACGCCCCUUACUCCAACACCCUUCAUUCUCUGCUCUGAUUACUUCUCAAAGGGAGUAUGAAAAUGCAGAAGAAGAGAAUGAAUUGAGUUGCAUGUGGACACGUGAUUGUGGGUUUGAUUGCGAUUGCGUGGGGUUUUCUGAUUGGAUGAAUGAUUUGAAGGGUCUUCAGCGAGAUAAGAGGACCCUUCAAACUGGAAUUGCUGCUUUUAUAUCGAGCUGUUUGAAUUUGUGAUAGAUUUUCCGUUACGACAGUUAGUUUUGGCUGUUUUUUGGGGGGUUUGGAUCCGUGUGCGGUCGUAAAAUCAUGCCAGCUGUACAGAAGCUUUAUAACGCUUGUAAAGCUUCGCUCACGCCAAAUGGACCUAUAUCUGAGGAGGCUCUUGAGAAAGUCCGCGCUCUGUUAGACAAAAUUAAACCAUCAGAUGUGGGUCUUGAGCAGGAGGCUCAGUUAGUACGUGGGUGGAAAGGUUCGGUGCGUGGACAUAAUGGGGUUCCUGAGUCAAUGCCACCAAUUAAAUACCUGCACUUACAUGAAUCUGAUAGCUUCUCUAUGGGAAUUUUCUGUAUGCCUGCUUAUUCUAUCAUUCCCCUUCAUAAUCAUCCGGGCAUGACCGUGUUAAGCAAGCUUCUCUAUGGUUCCUUGCAUGUGAAAUCCUUUGAUUGGAUUGACAUCCCUGGGCCAUCUGAUCCGUCUGAAGCAAGACCGGCAAAACUCGCAAGGGACUGUGAGAUGACUGCUCCGACUGAAACAACAGUUCUCUAUCCAACUAGUGGAGGUAACAUACAUUGUUUCAAAGCUAUAACUCCCUGUGCCAUUUUUGACAUCCUUUCUCCGCCCUACUCCUCUGAGGAUGGACGGCAUUGCACAUAUUUCCGAAGGUCCCCAAGAGGAGAUCUGCCUGGUAGCCUUGAGGUGGAUGGAGAGACAAUCACUCACAUGACUUGGUUAGAAGAGUUUCAACCUCCUGAUAAUUUUGUGAUUCGGAGAGGACAGUACAAGGGCCGCGUUAUCAAAACUUAACCUUCAAAUUUUGGUGGGGUUAUUAGUUUUGUGAAUGAAUUGUGAGCUUCAUUUGAGCGCUUUUUUUAGGUGAAAUUUGCUAAUGUGUUAAAACUGUCAAAAUAAUCAACAAUUCAUUUUCUGUGCCAUAGAACUUUGGCAUUUGGAGUUGUACAUAUUAAUCAACUAGAUAUCCCUUUUAUAGAACACUCACCUUAUAUUAGUCGACAAACUUUUUGGUUGAGAUC
Molecule: messenger RNA, 1361 nt
Organism: Coffea arabica (coffee)
Lineage: Eukaryota; Viridiplantae; Streptophyta; Magnoliopsida; Gentianales; Rubiaceae
Product: plant cysteine oxidase 4
Molecular function (GO): oxidoreductase activity, acting on single donors with incorporation of molecular oxygen, incorporation of two atoms of oxygen
Source: RefSeq, a predicted model, not a curated record